Molecule: messenger RNA, 438 nt
Organism: Pristis pectinata (smalltooth sawfish)
Lineage: Eukaryota; Metazoa; Chordata; Chondrichthyes; Rhinopristiformes; Pristidae
Gene: exoc1l
Product: exocyst complex component 1 like
Exons: 4
Coding region: 1-438 (145 amino acids)
Biological process (GO): Golgi to plasma membrane transport; exocytosis
Cellular component (GO): exocyst; plasma membrane
Molecular function (GO): phosphatidylinositol-4,5-bisphosphate binding
Source: RefSeq, a predicted model, not a curated record
AUGGCAGCAUUACUUAGGAAAGAGUUAAAGAAAAAGGUAUUUCAUCCAAAUGGAGACCGUCUGUUUGCUGUGAUUGAAGUAAUAACAGAUGAACAGGAAGAUGAAAGGUAUUACCUUUGCAGUUCAGUAACAAAUUGCAAAGAAGUGCAAAUCACAUUUGUGAAAAAUAUGACUUCAAGUCAUAAUGGACAAUUUGAAAAAAUCACUACAUGGUACCUUGAAGAUCUUAAGCUUGUUGAUGGAAAAGAAGCAGAUCAAGAUAAUCCACACUUUGAUAUGCACUUUGAUAAAGUUUAUGGCUGGGAAAGUUCCAGUACAGCUUCCAAGUAUACCUUUGCCCGAUGUUUGCAGGAGCUUAAUCACCACUACCUGGGGAAGAAGAUCACAUUUGUGAAUUUUGAUGCUGAUUUUCUAAAUGAUACCAGUUCAAAUAAAUGA